CAAUACAAACUUAGAAAUGCGUAAACAUGAUGAGAAGGGGUGAUUUUGAUGAAAUUUUCUGCCGAUGAAGAUACACGAACUGCCAAGCAACUGCCUGUACAUAGCUAUAAAUGGUCUUUGUAACAAACGGAGGAUAGAAUGUAUCUAAAAACCUCCGUCCUUGGAUUAAUAGCAGUUCUGUUUAUUGUGACGACAUGCAUUUACAUUCGAAAUGGCUCGCCUGAUUAUGAUACCAAUGUCGCAUUUUCCAAUGAAGUAAAUACGGAGAAGCUGAUAUAUAACAUGGUCCCAAAGACUGGUUGUACAACACUUAUGUCAAUAAUUGAUAAACUUGACCUACGGAACAACUUUAGUACAUUUUACGAGCCAAAUAAUUACAAUCCACGCCUUGAAACUCCUGGUUCGGAAUUGGGUUAUGUCUUCCACAUCAACAAUGUCAAAGGACCUUUACUCUUCCGCAGACACACCUACUUCGUCGAUUUUAAUAGAUAUAAGGAGAGAAUGCCGCUAUAUAUCAAUAUGGUGAGAGAUCCAUUAGAACGCCAGCAGUCAUUGUAUUAUUACAUCAGGUACUUUUUCCCACACAAAAUACUUGAAGAUACUAUACCCUUGGAAGAAAGGCGCAUAAGCUUGUCAAAGUGCAUGGAAAUGAAUCUGAAGCAUUGCAUCAAAGAAGAUGGAAUGAUUCCUUAUUUCUGUGGCAACGAGGAAUUUUGCACAUAUGACAAAGACAAAAGUCUUGCAAAGGCCAAAGAAAACAUAGAAAGACAUUACCAAUUUGUUGGUAUCUCCGAGGAGUUCAAUCUGACGCUUAUAGCAUUGGAGAAGAUAAUACCCAGGUUUUUUGCAGGGGCGUAUGGUGUAUAUAAAGAUAUGAAGAAGGAUCUAAACGUUAGCCCCUCUAAGAACAUGAGGCCCUCAAUCGACAAAAGAGCAAGAAUUAAAAUCAUAGACAAACUUAGACACGAGUACGAACUCUACUAUUUCAUCAAACAGCGGUUCUAUGCUAAACUAGUCCAGUUAAAUAUCACUCCUUUGCAGUAUCUUGUUCAAGACAUCGACUGAUAUCUUUAACCCCUAGAUUUCGUUUGAUACAGGGUGACAACUUACAGAGCACGGUACAUCAACCAUUGUUCCGAAUUCUCAUUAUCAAUAUACAAAUAUAAUGUAUAUAAUGCGAAGCCUAAAUGUAAACGCACAAGCGAAAGAAGAGCAAAGACGAAAGAGCAUUACAUGAACACAAGAAUGGAGGGCUAAUAUGAGAGAACAUCAACCAUGGUGAAAAGCAAAUCCUCGAUAUCCGAAUCAUUAUCUAACCUUCCUCUCUACCAUCGUCCAAAACCAGUGAAUUCAAAACCACGAGCUGAGACACGAUAUAACAAGGCAUAUGUAGAAAAAGUGCCAAUAUGAAUACGCGUCAAUUUAGGUAAAGAGCAUAGUAUAUAAAUAGAACAGUUGGAAAUAUAAAGCAUCUUCGUUCUUCGUUCAUGAGGAUUUUUACUACACAUUAUAGCUAGAAAUAUACAUAAAACAAAAAGUUUCAUGCCAAUAAAGAAUUUAAGAUGGC
Molecule: messenger RNA, 1567 nt
Organism: Owenia fusiformis
Lineage: Eukaryota; Metazoa; Annelida; Polychaeta; Sabellida; Oweniidae
Source: the annotation of a GenBank genome assembly